Molecule: messenger RNA, 3090 nt
Organism: Darwinula stevensoni
Lineage: Eukaryota; Metazoa; Arthropoda; Ostracoda; Podocopida; Darwinulidae
Source: the annotation of a GenBank genome assembly
UUUCAUAGAUGAAAUGCCUUCUCUUGUUGCCCUGGUAGUCUGAGAACUAUAAGCCUCAAAGAGUGUCAAAUUAUAAGAAUGACUAGCUUGGAGGAUGUGAUCAGACCUGAAAAGAAGGUGAAAGUGCUUCGUGUAGGCUUGUACGAACUGGAGAAGACAAUAGGAAAGGGAAAUUUUGCCAUUGUGAAGUGUGCUAUGCACAUGAUUGCAAAAUGCAGGGUUGCCAUCAAGAUAGUAAACAAGAUGAAGCUGGAUGAAGAAAAUAUGAAGAAGAUUCUUCGCGAGAUAGAAAUAAUUAAACUCCUGAGGCAUCCUCACAUCAUACGGUUGUACCAGGUGAUGGAGACAGAGAAGAUGCUCUACCUUGUCAUGGAAUAUGCAAGUAAUGGAGAGAUCUUUGAUUAUCUUGUGGCCAACACAAGAAUGACAGAACCUGAAGCCAGGUGCAAAUUUCGGGAAAUUGUAUCUGCCAUAGAUUAUUGUCAUAGGAAGCGCAUUGUACAUCGGGACAUCAAGGCUGAAAAUCUUCUCUUGGAUCACAACAUGUCUAUCAAAAUAGCUGAUUUUGGAUUCAGCAAUUUCUACGAGCCAGGUGCCAAGUUACGCACUUGGUGUGGGAGUCCACCAUAUGCUGCCCCAGAACUGUUUGAGGGUCGUGAUUAUGAUGGUCCCAAGGCUGAUAUUUGGAGUCUUGGAAUAGUUUUAUAUGUCCUGGUGUGUGGUGCUCUCCCAUUUGAUGGAAAUACAUUGCACUCUCUUCGCCAAAAAGUUUUGUGUGGAAAGUUCAGAGUCCCAUAUUUCAUGAGUUCAGAUUGUGAGAACCUUCUUCGCAACAUGCUGGUUGUGGACCCAGAGAAGCGAUAUAACUUGACUCAAGUGCAAGAGCACAGUUGGAUGAGACAUGGUGAUUCCUUCUUCCCAGCUGUUUAUUCUCCUUCACAUUCCCCCAUGGAGGAACCUCUUGUUCCUCUUGAUGAAGAGAUUCUGCAUUACAUCUCCAGCAUCUCUGGCCUCUCACUGCAUCAGGUUCUCCAGGUGUGUUCUGUUGCCCUAUUGGUGUUGGUCCUAUUUGGAACAAUUCCUGCCAGUGCUCAAAAUGGGUCAGUAGAGAUGGAGAAAUUUGAUCACAUCAGUGCCCUCUACCACUUGAUUAUGGAGCAGAAAACGUCAUCACCACUUCUUGUUUCAUCUACAACCAGGAUGGGUGAUGAUGUUGGUCACCCUGUUGGGCUACAUUGGGCUGACAGCCAUCUGGAGAGGUACAUAGCUUAUGAUAUUUGCAUUGACAUGGUUCAGUAUGGAGAUGUGGAAGUCAGUGAAUUGGCAAUGGAGGAGGAGGUGGCCAAUGCUCAAGAGGAAAGAGAGCGAGAUAAGGAAAGAGUCCUCACCACUCGGCGGCACACUGUUGGACCUGGGGACCACUCUCAUGAACAGGUGAAUGGUAGUGACCUGGAUGGUGGAGCCCAGAUCUGUAUGCAACCAACCUUCAUUCUUCCUCACAUCAACUUACCUCAAAAUCUCCCACUGGUUCAAGAUCAGAGCCCCUUGAAUUUUUCUGUAAAGAACCAGCAUCUUUUGAAACCACCACUUGUCAUGGAAACUUCUUGGGGAUUUGGAAGAAGAGCAUCAGAUGGUGGAGCUGAGUUACAUAUAUCUCCUGCAAGCCUGGUAUAUGGAAGGGAGUCCAAAUAUCACUUAGCAAUCCCAGGAAGCAAAAGUGAUGAGGAUUCUCCUUCUCCUGACUCAGCUGCUGUCAGCAGCUAUCUAGCGCUACGAGGUAGCCAGAAAAGGCACACAGUUGCUUCUCCUGAACUACCCAAAAGCCCAGUAGGCAGCACAAGUCCAAGUGCAUCUGCUCGAAUGAGACGAACAGGACUACAGGCACUCACGGAGCAAAGUAACGUGGUGCCUCCCCUGUGCUUGGCCAGUCUACUGAAGCAACUUCAACCCCUGCCUUCUAAGUCAGGGGUCCGCAAGGGAGCGACUCGUUUACGUCGCUCUGGCCUUGCUACUGUCCUUGAACAGCCUGGUCCUUUUCAGUACCUCUCAUCAGGUCGUGGUGGAGGAGGAGGAGGAAGUGGUGGUGGGAGUAGCAGUGGAGUGGGAGGAGCUAUUAGUGGUGGGAGUACCAGUUUGCAAGUCCCAAGUGAGAGGUUUAAUCCUGUCAGGCGAGCCAGUGAUGGCUCUCCUAUAACCAGUCUUCAGAGGGAGUAUCAACUUCUCCAACAACAACAUCAAGGUGGAGAGGAAGAACUUGCAGAAAUGCAGCAAUAUCACAAUCAACACCUCCAAAACUUGCCUUUCUCCUCACCACGUCUCUCUCCAACUACUUCACCCCCAGUCACUGGCUCCCCAGUUCGAGGAAGUGAGAGUCCUACACUUAAUCAACAACUGCAAGGUCUGCAGCUUGUACAAAACUCUUCCUUAUUUAUUUCAUCUUCAACCUCCCCAUCCAAUUCUCCAAACUCCCUAUCACCAUCUGGACCUGGACCAGGUUCUACUUCUUCAGCUCGGGGUAGCAUCACCCAAGGGACCCCUAAUAUUCUUCCACUUCUCUUCAGCAUCCCAGAAGACUCAAGGGACCAUCCUCAGAUAUCUGUGACAGACCUUUCCACUGAUGAUGCCCCUCUUGGUAGCUUCCAGCUCCCUGUGUUACCCAUGAAUGGUUGCUCACCUGCACCCUCCAUAACCAAAGGUACAUCCAUCACUCACCAGUAUCAGCUUCAACAGCAACAGUUUCGAGAAUCUGUGAUACGACAUGGAUCAGAAGAUACAUCAGCACAUCUGGCUCGAGAGGGAUCACUCAGUUUCCUCCUCAGUGAAGAGAUGGCACAGCUGAGUUCUGCUCAAGUUUUCUCCUGGAUUGAGGGAAUUGCAAAAGACCAAGUUCCCAACCUAGAAUGUCGGGCAUCUCAUGGAGAACAGCCUAUUCUGUUGCUAGGAGAGCCAAAUGGUGCACUUUCCAUGCAAGUGUCCCUUUUUCAAGAACCCAAUUCACAUGUAAGGAGAGUAAAAAUUCGACAUCUAGAAGGAGAUGGAUCCCUUUACACACAGCUGUGCCAUCAACUCAUUCUGUGCAUUUCUGCAUGA